Messenger RNA from Suillus paluster, 1110 nucleotides. RefSeq lists its product as uncharacterized. The transcript has 6 exons. The record is from RefSeq and is a predicted model, not a curated record. Bases 139 to 1041 code for a protein of 300 amino acids. Lineage: Eukaryota; Fungi; Basidiomycota; Agaricomycetes; Boletales; Suillaceae.
CAACUUGAACCCUGCAGGAAUUUCCGCCAACUUAGACGCAUUACGUGCUUCUCAUGGCACGAUCACUACGUUGGAGUUGUCGACUCGUCCUUGGCGCUUAGUGCUUGUUGAUUCGAAAGAUUAUCAUCCUCGGCAAAGAUGAAGCUGUCACCGUCAAUAGUACAGAUGAAGGCGGUAACAAGCGUUGUGCAGGGAAUUGCACUCGGGCUCACAGUUUUUCGUGUCUGUUUCCGGCUACACACAAAAAGAUUCUGGUGGGAGGACGCAUGGGCUGCCUUUGCCGGAUUGUGCGGUGCAGUGCAUCUGAUUAAUUCUUGGGUCCACCUGCUCUCUCUUCAAGGAACGACAUGUACAGUUACUUUUUGGGUGACAUCGUUCACGUUCACCUGCAUAAAUUGGUCUGCACGCAUGAGCAUACUGUUUGCCAUCACACGGGUUGCGCGGCCCACGCAGCGGCUUUUUCACUUGUCCUUGGGUUUCGCGAUUCUCUUCUUCCUGAUGUGGGGAGGGUUUAUUGUGCAAAAGGCGUGGAAUUUCAGAUCGAAUCGUAGAUGGUAUCAUAUGACAUGUCCUUCCUGCCGUAUUGACCGUUUGAUGGCAGCCUACGAAGUCGCAACCGGCUGCAUCGCUGAUACUAUUAUGGUGACCUUUUCCCUCAGAUUGCUCUGGAACGUCAACCUGCCGAUUCGACAGCGUCGAAUGAUUCUUGCGACAUUUUCAUCUAGCAUUAUCAUGUCGCUGUUUUGCCUGUUCCAUGCAAUUGCCCACUUUCUAUUAGUUACAGAAGUCGAAACGAUUGCAGUGAAUUUGGAGGCAUCGUCUUCCCUGAUAGUUUGUAACCUGCUAGUGGUUGUGACUUAUGCAUACCGGGUACUUAACCGCAAACCUGAUGAUCCGGAAGAUGACGACUAUAGCAGUCCAAUUUCAGGUGCCCCGUCAUCACAACGGCUCACUACCAUUACCUUCGGCGCAGUUGCUGAGACUUCCGCUUCGGGUUGGCACCUGAAUUCACCAGCAGGCUUCGUCUCAGAUUGUGUAUAGAGGAUACGAAACCUAUUGUGAUCCAAUAGUAUGGUUUAUCGCAUUGUGAUGCUUCGUCGUUGGUCUCAA